UGUUGGGACAGACCUGUUGGGACAGACCUGUGGAGACAGACCUGUUGGGACAGACCUGUGGGACAGACCUGUUGGGACAGACCUCUGUACACCUACAUGAACCGGGAGGGCAGCAUCAGGGACCCUCGCUUCGAGGAGCGUCUGGACUGGAACGGCAGCAAGAAGACGGAGGACCUGCAGGACGGAUCCAUCUACAUCCUGAACGUGACCUUCAACGACACCGGAAACUACACGUGCACGUUCGAGCGCACGCUCAUCUACACCAACUACGAGUACCAGACCAACACCAGCAAGAGCAUCUACCUCAGAGUGGUGCCCAAACUGACCAGAGGCAUGGCGUCCAUCCUGUCGGAGGUCAUGAUGUACGUGUCCAUCAUCGGCCUGCAGCUCUGGCUGCUGGUGGAGAUGAUUUACUGCUACAGGAAGAUCUCUGCGGCCGGAGAGGAGGCUCUGAGGGAGAGCGAGGCCGAGUAUUUAGCCAUCGCCUCUGAGAGUAAAGAGAACUGUGCAGCUGAGCAGGCGGCGGAAUGACAGGUCCAGGAUGAAUCUCUGAGAACGUCUCCAUGAUGUCCCCCUCGUCCCCUCGUCCCCCUCGUCCCCUCGUCCCUGGAUGGAAACACAAACCUCCAGAGAAACAUGUUUUGAUUUUAAACACUCGUUGAAACAAACCCAGGUUCUUCAGGUUCUAUAGGAGGAGAACCGAGCUGUAAAUAAGAGAACACGUGUUAGAAAUGACAUGCUAGCCUCCAUGUCUGCAUGCUGACAGGUAACCCUCAGAUAUUUUUCAUUCAGGAGGAUUUUAUCUAAACCUGACAAAGAAGAAAGUUUUACAAGCAGAAUAUGUAUUUACAGGUUUUAAAAGCACAAACUUUUAUUUUGAAAAUAUCUUUAGCCUUGAAACAGGACCAAACAAUUAAAGCUAUUUAAGUUUUAUUUUAACAGACUAUGAUUAACCUGAUGACGUCACAGUGACACCUGGUGGGUGAAAAUAAAACCUGCACAUGGAGCAAAAUAAUAAAAAAAUUAAACUAAAACCAUUUUAAAAAAGGACAGACUGAGUUUAUUGGACCUCAAAUUUAUUAAAUUCCACCCACUCCACCCCCUGUUAACAAUAGGUGUUAAUUAGGUGUCAACGAUAGCCAUGUGAUGUGAGUAUCAGUCACAUGG
This is a messenger RNA of Austrofundulus limnaeus, 1167 nucleotides long. It is a transcript of the gene scn1ba, whose product is annotated as sodium channel, voltage-gated, type I, beta a. Gene Ontology annotation, molecular function: sodium channel inhibitor activity; transmembrane transporter binding. Lineage: Eukaryota; Metazoa; Chordata; Actinopteri; Cyprinodontiformes; Rivulidae. Gene Ontology annotation, cellular component: voltage-gated sodium channel complex. Gene Ontology annotation, biological process: regulation of heart rate by cardiac conduction; sodium ion transport; cardiac muscle cell action potential involved in contraction. The record is from RefSeq and is a predicted model, not a curated record.